Messenger RNA from Trichoderma atroviride IMI 206040, 3074 nucleotides. RefSeq lists its product as uncharacterized. NCBI's taxonomy places the organism in Eukaryota, Fungi, Ascomycota, Sordariomycetes, Hypocreales, Hypocreaceae. The record is from RefSeq and is a predicted model, not a curated record. Gene Ontology annotation, cellular component: cytoplasm. Gene Ontology annotation, molecular function: allantoinase activity. Gene Ontology annotation, biological process: purine nucleobase catabolic process.
AUGGACGAGGGGGCUGAAAAAAGGCUGCUCCAGAGCGGAGAUUCAUGCUCGCUAGAGCCGCCGCCAUAUCAGGUCCCGGCGUAUCCCAGGCAAUCACGUCGGCGACGGCGGCUGUUUAUGAGGAGCGUCUUAUCCAUCAAGACAGGGCUAAGCUUUGUGGUGGCCGCGUCCGUGCUCUGGCUGUGCUUUGCGGUUGAUCGCCAGUAUCGAACCCAGUCGCGAGAAGAUGGCAAGGCCUCGCCAAGGCUGCUGCAGCAGUUUGAAGAGUCAUUGGCCCAGUGCCGCGGACUGGAUAGGGUGCCCGGCCGGCCUGAGCCUGGCUCCAGAAAGAGCAAUCCGCGGUGGUCGCAAACCAAUGGCCAGGCCGGAGUUGUUAUUCUGAAGAAUGCGACGCUGUUCGACGGCGAGGCUUUCAUUCCUUACGCCGUGGACAUUGUCUUUUCCAAGGGUAUCAUUGAAGCUAUUCACAAGACUGCGGACAACCUCAAGGUCGUUUCGAAUGAUGACGUCGUGGAGUACAAUGUUCAAGGUCGUCAUGUCACCCCUGGCCUCGUGGAUAUGCAUUCUCAUCACUUCCUCAUGACCUGGCCUGCUGCUGAGAUGACUGAUGACACAAAUGAGGUCAAUCCUGAUACCAAAGCAUUCACCCCAAGUGUGCGUGCGAUUGAUGCUCUAAAAGCCUAUGACGAGGCCGCCACGCUGAUUCUAUCAGGCGGUGUCACGUCUUCGCUCCUCAUUCCAGGUUCGGCAAACCUCAUUGCUGGCGAGGGAGUGCCCGUCAAGAAUUCACUCUACUCUGGAGAGCAUUCCGAGCCCGUCGUCGAAGACAUCCUCCUUGAGAGGGGAAUCCCUGCAGACGAGCGCCGUCGGUAUAUGAAGUUUGCAUUUGGCGAAAACCCAAAGCGUACUUAUGGCUAUACUCGGCUUGGCAAUGCCUGGCACUUGCGGGAGCAUUUGCAAAAAGCCAAGGAACUCAAGGAAAAGCAGGAUGAUUACUGCUCUGCUGUCCUCGAGGCUCACAGCUGGCGUGAAAGCCGCAAGGCUGGCUUCGUCCAUCAUCAUGGCAAGUUUCCGUUUCAACUGGACCUCGAAUCAACAGUGGCUAUUCUUCGAGGACGGGUGAUUGUGCAGAACCAUAACUAUGAGCCGGAGGAUCUGGAGACUAUGCUUCGGAUCAGCCAUGAGUUUGGCUAUAGAGUCUCUGGGUUCCAUCAUGCGACCGAGGCCUGGAAAGUGCCCAACCUGCUCAAGGAGCAGGGCGACAACGUUACUGUUGCGAUAUUUGCAGAGUUCAGUCUGUACAAGUCAGAGGCAUACUCUCCAAGCCUAUACGCAGGACACAUCUUGGAUAAAAACGGCAUCCCUGUGGCGUACAAGUCUGAUCAUGCUAUUGGCUUGACGAAUGCCAAGUAUCUGGCUUCUCAGGCAGCCAUCGGACACGCCUUCAAGCUUCCAGAGGAAAAGGCUCUUCAGUCAAUCACUUCCGUGCCUGCAAAAGCAAUCGAUCUUGAUUUCCGCGUUGGAUACUGCAGGCCUGGCUUCGAUGCAGACAUUGUUGUGUGGGAUUCUCACCCUCUGUCAAUCGGCGCAACACCUCUACAGGUUUUCAUUGAUGGACGAGCCCAGUUGGACGAAUCUCAAGUCAAAGAAAGCAUGGACACGAGUUUUACUGCGGCUCGUGCCGAAGAUUCAAACGUCUCUUUUGAGCCACAGAUGCGAUAUGAGGUCUCGGAUGCGCAAAGAGAACAGACAUGCUCGCAAGCAUACGAGGCAGGCCAGAGCUUUGUAAUUGAUGGUAUUCAAAAGGCAUUUGUUGACAACUAUCCGGAGCUGGCGGCUUCAGCGGCACAGGCUGACAAUGAGCCUCUCAAGCUUGUCGUCGAGGAUGGGGAGAUUUCAUGUUUCGGCGCGGCAGCUUCAUGCACAGAAGCAGAAAACAAGUUCAAGACAAAUGGAAACAAGGUCCUCCACCUCUCUCUGCAGAAUGGCCAUGUCUUGCCAGGAUUAACAGCCGUCACCAGAGCUUUGGGUAUGACUGAAAUUGCCACGGACGAAAGCACAGGCGACGGGCAAGCCUCGAGUCAGAAAAUCGGAGAUCCUGAGAGCUUGGUCUAUGCCAAAUACGGGCUUUGGCUUGACGGAAAGGAAUUUGCGAGGGCGCGUCUGGGAGGAGUAACCAGAGCCAUCUCGCUCCCGACAGCAGAUGCGUCUGGGUUUGUCCAGGGCGUCAGCGUGGAGUUUCUCACGAGCGGCAAGAAGAGUCUUACGAACGGGGCUAUUGUUCGGGGAGACGUGGCUCUUCAUUUGGCCCUUGGUGACAUCACGAAGCAGUCGGAGGGCACGGUCAGCAGUGGAGUGCAACAUCUUCGUAAGAUGUUAGAGGAUGGGAAGGGCAAGCAUAAUGGAACCAUGUAUGGGCGAGUGGCGGCUGGAGAGCUGCCGCUCGUUGUACACUGCAACAACAAGUAUGACAUGUCUCAGUUGAUUCUCAUCAAAAAGGACUUUCCCGACACCAAUCUUGUGAUUUUGGGUGGCAAGGAAGCACCAUACGUGGCCGAUGAUCUUGCUGCUGCGAACAUCAGCGUGAUUCUAUCAGAGAACAGGGCCGCUCCCGAUGUUUUCCGCGACAGUGAUGCGGUGGUUGGACCUCCUCUCACCAGAAGCGUCGCCAGUUAUCUCAAGGAAGCUGGUGUCACAUUUGCCUUGGCGAUUUUCGAGACUGCAAUGCCAGCAGACUAUCGCAUUCACGACCUCGGCCCGGAAGCCGGCUGGGCAGCCAAGUACGCUCACAUCAGCCAGGAAGACAGCGUGCGGCUUGUUACCUCCAAUGUCGAGUCGAUUCUGGGGCUUGACAAGAGUAGGGAUCUGGUUGUGUUUGAGGGCAAUCCGCUCAGUUACGGAGCGUCUGUUGUGCUUUCGUUUCAUGCCAAUGGGGAGACUGGCAAGCUUGAGGUUGCUACUUGUUUUCCUAGGGAGGAUGAGCACGGAAGCAGUUUGUGAUGGGGGGAUGUUUUAAUUCUGUUGCUUUAUAUUCUAUACAAGGGAUCGUUUAAAUAAAGAUGCUGUUUUCGCUG